Messenger RNA from Austrofundulus limnaeus, 1982 nucleotides. RefSeq lists its product as uncharacterized. The transcript is spliced from 2 exons. Bases 227 to 901 code for a protein of 224 amino acids. The record is from RefSeq and is a predicted model, not a curated record. NCBI's taxonomy places the organism in Eukaryota, Metazoa, Chordata, Actinopteri, Cyprinodontiformes, Rivulidae.
UGGGCACUACAUGAGUGGAGAGAGGGCCUUCAGUUCUCAUCGCUGCCUCCUCUCCUCUGCUCUCCUCUCCUGAAGGACAGACACACACGCUGGGACACACAGCCCAUGUAACGUGGUUCUACAGCGAGGACUGAGGAGCUUCGGACACCGGGAGGAGCCUCUGUUCUGUGAUCUGAGCAGGAUGGAGAGCAGAGGACCUCAGAGAAGAUGACAAGCGCUGACACAGAUGUCCUCUCUCUGCGCUGGAUGGUGGCUCUCACACACACCGUUGUGCACCAAAGGAACCAUGGGAAACGUCUUCCAGUGCUGCCACGCUCUCUCCAACUACUUUCAGUACCAGGAUCCUCUGGCUCAGUGUGGGCUCGAGCAGUCGCCUCUGCUGUCCAGCGAGGAAAGCGAAUGUGACUCCCUGAGCCUGACGUGCAGCUUGGAGGACGACCUGUUCUCUGUCUCCACUGGCGUGACCAACCUUCAACCAGAACACUUCCUGUAUCCUGACAUCAUCCUGAGCAGCAACCCGGGAGGGGAGGUGACUCUGGUGGAGCCCAUGGUGUGUCUCCUGGUGUCGGAGGAGGAAGACGGAGACGCGAGGGCCGACGGGGAGGCAAGAGGCAGGGCUUGCUCCGAGGCCGAGACUCAGACAGAAGCUGAGACGCAGAUCGGGACAGAAACCCAAACUGAGACACUUGGUGAAACUUUAGAGAGAGGGACAAAGACACUCACAGCUUCUAGAGAAGAAAGGAUACAAGAAGACACACAAACGUCACAAGACAGACGACGUCUACAGCCGGGAGAAAGAAACAGACUGAAGUUUAAACUUGAGAUCACUUCAACAAAGAAAAUUUCACAAAUGGAACAAAUCAUUGAGCUACAAGAGGAGGAUGCUUUCGAGUCAGCAUAGCACCUUGUGCUGGCACACUGACGUGAAAAAGACAAAAUUCAAAAUCACUUCAGUGAUACUGACUGAACACAAAUAAAAAAAAACAAGAAUAACAACACUGGACUUGUGAGUAACUUGUAUCGCGACAGUCAUGAACAAAAACACGUUUGUCUCGUCUUAUCAGCCCGGAAAUGUAAAAUAAAUCAUUGUAUUAUCUGCAUACCGUAAAUUAAAGCAAAAUCACAAAAAGACCUCAGUACGGCGGAUCUGCUUGGAUCCGGAGCUCAGAAGAGCCUCUGACCCCAGAAACGUCUUCAUCUGGGUCGAGCCUCAUGAACUGAACUGUGCCAAGCAUACAUUAUUCACACGGGCCGGAGCGAGCACAGCAAACAGACACAAAAAAAUGGUCAUUUACAACAUCAUACUCUGAGCGUAACAUCUUGCAAUACUGUAUGAAAUCUAAAGCUUCAUCAAUUUUUCCUAAAACUCAUCCUAUAAACCUUUGCCUGUAAUCUGUUCUGUUUUUUAAACACCAAACAACGCUUCCGUUUUUCAACAACUCAACUUCAAGUGAAUGAAAGUUUCUGCUAACGCUGUUUGUAGAGCUCAUCUCAUCUGUUAAUAUGUCUUAUGGAAAAAGACAAUCUGUCUACAUGAUAACUUCUACAAUCUGCAGUAGGAUUUUUUGAUGUAGAGAAAAAAAAGAGUGAAACCUGAAAGUUGAACUAAAUGUUAAGGGAAAGGUCCAGAUGGAAAAAGGAAAUAAUUAUCCAUGAAAGCAAAAGGCUUGAGACACACCACACUACAUGCCUUUUUAACAGGCGUGUGGACGAAGUAGACCUUACAAAACUGGAUGUUCUGUUAAAACGAAGGUCAUGGAUAGGAUGCAUCAAUGACUGACAGGUAGCAGGUGCUGUAAAUAAUUAGGUUACCCAGGUUUAGUUGUCUUUUUUGAAAGACAAGCUGUUCCUGCUUGAAAGAAUUUGUUGAAAUAUGUACUCUAAAAAAUCAUUGUCGAUAAAAUGAACUUAUACGUACUUUUAGAUAAACGAACAAGCUCAUUUUGUGCAAUGUAUUCUGAGUCAUAUUAAAGCAACAGUGU